CCGUUCAAACUUAAAAAUUUCAAAUAAUCGAAUAAUUCAAAAUUCAAACAGAAAAUUAUAUUUAUUUGAUAAUAAUUAUUAGUAGAUAGUCAUAAGUCAAAAUGGUUACCUAUUGGUAACUACUGGUAACAAUGGUAUAGAUGGGGCAUAUACCGGAAUUUCAGGAACGCUGCCCCAUGGGCCAUGGGUAUUUAAUAUAGUCAAGGUAAUUAUAAUACAUUACAUUGUAUUAUAAUUACAUUGAGUAUAGUAUUGUUCUAUGGAUGGUCUAUCCAUUAUAUUAUAUUAUCUAUGGGUAUAGCCGUUUUCGCACACGGGGUGGUGGUAUGAACAACUAUACUCUAUUCCAAAUAAGAUCAGGCUUCGAUGGCCGAGUUGUGCGCAUAGGCGUUAAACUUUUUAUCAAUUAAUUAUUUAACUAAUUGUUGAGCCAACAAAUCCCUAUGUAAAAUUAAAAAUUGGCUUCGAGGUGUACUUUCUGUGUGAAUAAUUACAUAUGUACCAAAUUUCAGAACUAUAAGCGUGAUAAGCUAUGGAUCGCUUAAACACACACACAAACAUUGGUAAAGAUAAUAGAGUAUUAUUAACCACCUGUCAAUAUUUAUUUGUUUCAGAAAGUACAAUAAAUAUUGGAGAUACAACAUUUCCAAAUGUUCCGAUGGCUUUUAUGCCCUGCAUAGAAAUCAAACCACAACCUGAUUUAGCUACACAUUGUGUUGAUGAUGGUAAUAUUUUAUUGAAGCAACAUAAUAUAUGUGGAGCUAUUAAUAAGUAUGAUCAGGCAAUUAAAGAGCGUUCUUAUUAUGCGAUUCCUCAUUAUAAUAAACGUAUAGCACUGUCCAUGCAAAACGAUAUUCCGAGCAAUGCUAUAACAUAUAAAGAGAUAGAUACUAAUCUAUUGAUUAAACAAUUCCAAGAUAAUAAUUUUGCAAGCAAAGUUGAUCCAUAUUUUGUUAUUAAUAUAAUAGCUGCUGUACCGGAACGUAGAUUUAGUGAUGAUUCUUCGGAUGAAGAACCCGAUGAAGAAUUUAAUGCAUUAUAUAAGGAAUUAGUAAAUAAUAAUGAUUGGCCCUUUACUACUAAACACAAAAAAACUAUUAGAACAAAAUCGAAGAUCCUUGACCUUGAGCCACCGUUUGUAUAUAAAAAUCAAGUUACAGCAGAUAGUAUAGUGGUGGACCCAUUGUUAUCUAAAAUAUUAGCAAAUGGAUUUGAAUCAUAUGACAUAGAUAAGUUACCAACUAUUGCUGUCAGUGUAGGACUGAAUCGUAUGUACUCUUUGAGUACAAGAAAAAAUAACUCAUUAAUUUUAGAAUUAGAAAGUCGGGUUAAUACAAGAAAAAUCAAAUAUAAAACAUUUGGUUAUUAUUGGAAUUGUUCUUGGUAUACCAAAAUUGGUAUAGAAGCAAAAAUUGAAGAUGUGAAAACAUUUUAUAAACGUUUAAAAAACAAAGAUUCAGAUUUAGCCAAAAAGUUUAUAGCACAAGAAGAAAACGAAGGCGCAGAAUGUAAUGUACCAUAUCAAUAUAUUCGAGAUCAUGCCAAGAAUCAUUCAAAAACAAUAGAACUAAUAAAAUCAUUCCGAGAUACAAAUAAUACUGCAAUACUAUAUCUCCACCUAGUUGAUUCAGAUGUACUUGAUUUCAAUGGGGUUUAUAGUGCUUAUUUGCGUAUUAUAGCUGGUUGUUAUAAACCACCUACUGUUAUGUCUACUGGAUACGAGUAUCCUGAAGGUACACGGUCCAAGAUAUACCGUUUAUUUAGUUAUAUGGAUAGAAUGUAUCGAGUGAUCACAACAUUUCAUAUUCCUCUAGGAACAUAUUACCCAGAACCAAAUAUGUGUGUAUUAAUACCACACAACUGUCAGAAGGUAGAUGAAAGUUUUAUUAGUCCUAAAAGGGGAAAAAAUCUUGGAUCACCAAUAUUAAUAGAGCAUAUACUAAAUAAUAGACCACCAAAUGUACAUGCAAUUUUUAGUGAAGACAAUCCCAUUAUCAUAAAACUACCACCAAGAGCCAAGCUAUCCAAAAUUUCAAAACAACCGUUAGAGUUUUCGCCUGAAUGUAAUACAGGUCCUGCUGCUCCAACUUCUGAUGACAUUAAAAAGUUUGACCAAGUAAGUCAGUCACAUUCUAAUAGUUUGACUUGGUCUCGUAGCUUAUUUAUCAAUAAGAGCAUUGAAUGUGAUAAUGAUUAUGAAACUGAUGGCGAAUUUAUUUUUGGUAAAAAAAAUACACGAUUAACUGUUAAUAAAGAAUGCUACCACUUGAUAGGAAAUAUUCGUAAAAAUUGUGAUGUAGAAUCAUCACAAUCUAAACUAGCUAAUCGCAUUGGUGAAGAUAAUUGCAAUAACAUAGUAAAUGCCAUUAAAGAUAUAGAACAAUUUAAGAAAUAUUUUGAUAAAAAAUAUAAAAGGACUCCAGAAGAACAAGAGUUUUUUGAUAUUAUGAAGGAAUUAGAAAUAUGUUAUGAUAAUUUAUCUCGGAAAUCUCUAUUAAUGAUUAUACAAAUUAUGCAUUUAAUCAAAGAUUAUGCAAUGACAGUUAAGUAUUUAGUUAAUUUAGAUGAAGAUAUGCUAGAAUAUAUUAUCAAUAGCGAUAAAAUUAUACAGAUUAUGCAAUUAAUCAACAACAAUACAAUGGUUAACUCUUUCGCUGAUCUGGAUAUAGAAAUGCUAGAUUAUAUUAUAAAUAACGAUGAAAUUAUGCAAGCACUUGAUCAUAAGGAAGUGGAUAUUGGUGAUUUGAUAAAUAUUUUCAGAGAUAAUUUAGAAGAUUUUGAUACAGCUCGCGAAAAUGAUUAUGGUUUACAAAAAAUAUUAGAAUUAUAUAAACAAAAUCCGCUGCACUUAUCUUUUAUGGCAAAUGACCCAUAUGAUUUUGUAUAUCAAAAUUAUGAUAAUGAUAUCAUAAUAAAUUUUGCUAUAAACUAUGAAUAUAUAGCAAGGCCUAACAUCGGAAUCGCUUUUUGGGGUUUCGGGUUAGUGGUGAUAUAAGUAAUUUUGGGUUAUUGAAUUCGGGUGUUACGGAUUAAUACACUUUUCUAGUUACGGUUAAAUGCAAAUUUAUUCGGGUUAAUGAUGGUUAAUUCGGGUACUAAAAAAAACAAAUGUUGUAUAUCAAUUAUCAUGAGAUUUUCAAUGCAAAUUUGAUAUAGUUAUCUGAUUUUAUAUUUAAAGUAAACAUAAUGAAAAAAAAAAAAAAAAAUUAUAGAGCUGCUAUCAUAAAUGGUUGGACUGAAGCCGAGAAAACUCAAUAUAUCCCUGUAUUUUUGGAAGGUUCUGCCCUUAUUUUUUAUGAUAACAUAAUAGAUAGUGGUGAAGACCUAAAAUGGGCUUAUUUAGAAAAAUAUUCCUGUUUGAAUUUGAACCAAUAGCACAGACCGUUAUGCUCCGAUUAAUGUUAGAAAAACGUAAACAGCUCCCAGACGAACACACGGUAUUUUACAUUAACGAUGCUGAAUCAUUAUGUAGGCGCAUUGAUAGUAAAAUGUCACAAGAGGAAAUGGUCCGCAAUAUAAUGAAAGGCUUAAAACCCUCCAUAGCACGAUACAUAGGGAUAAUGGGAAAUGUAAAUUAAACAGAAUUAAAAAGUAAUGUGUGGAAAUAUGAAAUGGUUGAAUUUAUGGUAACAGGUAACACACCUAAAACUUCUCUUGAUUUCCAAACAGAUAUAAUAAAAUUCUAAGCUCCAACAAAUUAACACAAAUAAAACGGCAAAAGAAAAUGAAAUAGAUAAAUUACGCGAAGAAUUAAAUAGCUUAAAAAUGAUGUGUGGCCAAAUUAUAAACAACGAACAAAAUAACAUAGAACAAAAUAAUUCACACACACUUAGCAAUAAAAAAAAUCAAAACAAAUUUAAUAAUCAAACAUGGCUUACACAAGAACCUCAAACAUAUAAGACAUCGUAUAAUAAUACACCAUAUUGGAACACAAACCCAACACAGUAAAAUCAACUACACUUCCCAUUAAAUCCGAUGAACAAUAUGUCACAAAUAAAUUACUCACCAUAUAAUUAUAGGGACUUAAAUAUUAAAAAAAAGCAAUGCUCAAUUUGCUCAAAAACUAAUCACUCAGAAGAUAAAUGCUUUUUUAGAAAUAAACCACGCCCAUCAGUGUGUCAGAUUUGUAAUAAAUUCGGGUAUACCGCGAAUAAUUGUGAUUUAUACAUCAAUAAGUCAAAAAAACUAAAUGCAAGGUUAAACACGGCUGAUAAUUGUUCACCUUUAAUUACAGCAUCCUCGAAUCAACACAUAAAUAAAAUUAACUGUACACCCUAUGCCUUUUACAUAGAAGCAGAAUUUAAUAAUAUCACUUUACCAAUAACAAUUGACACGGGGGCAAACAUAUGUUGUAUUCGACAAGAAUUACUACCUUUAGAAUAUAGAUUCUAUAUAGAUUUCUAUAUUAUAGAAUAACGCCAAGCACUAUACAGCUAUCAGGGCCAGAUAAUAAACCACUAUGCAUGGCGGGUAUAACAAAAAUCAAAAUUAAAAUUAACAACUACAACUUUGAUGUAGACACCUACGUUGUCAAAAAUCUAUCAAGCGCAAUAAUAUUCGGGAAUAAUUUUUUGAUAAAAAACAAUGCUUUAAUCGAUUUCAAAGACAGUAACAUUAUUUUAAGUAAUAAUAUAAAUAUCCAAUUAAAAAUAAACAAUACAAACGCGGUAAAUAGUAUAAAUAAUAAAAACAAUAUUAUAGAAUUAAAAGAUAGCAUAUUUAAUUGCCCAGAUAACUUUGUUAUAGCUCGCUGUAUAUCUGCAGAUCUCAAAAUGAAUAAGGGGAUAACAAUUAAUUUAAUAUCCAAAGUAUAUGGUGAUACUAAACCACAACUUUCAUUACAAAAAAUAAAUGUGGGAGAAACGAUACCUAUAAUCAAUAAUUAUAAAACUAUAUUUCACUUGAUAACAAAAGAUUUACACUAUCACAAGCCCAAAUAUAAGGAUCUAAAAUCUUCAAUUCACAAUCUACAACUUGAGAUCUGGACCUAUUAACAAAUCAUAACGAGUGGUUAAUCGCGGCCGGCGACUUUAACUCAAAACCCCCCAUGUGGCAUAGCCACUCAACAAACAGAGCAGGCCGUACACUCUUCGUACAAGCGCAUCUAAACGACUACUUGAUAGUAGCCCCAGACACACCCACACAUUUCCCGUCAAACACGAGAUACCGACCAGACGUGCUAGACAUCGCUUUAGUGAGAACCCCACUUCAAAUUCGAAUCACAAACCUUGAUGAAUUAUCAUCUGAUCACAAUCCGAUAAUAAUGGAAUUAUCCAGCUCGGCAAUAACCACACCACCACCAAACUCUGGCCGUUACAUCAACUGGAGAAAAUUCACAAAAGAUCUAAGUCAAGAUCUUUCAGGCACUUCCCAAAAUCUAAAUACCACAACUAAAAUUGAGGAAGCCAUCAGCAAACUUAUAAACACAAUAAAUAGUACAAUCAAAAAAUGUGAAUUUAAACCACCAAGACACAAAUCUCCAAACCAAUUACCUGUAGAAAUCCUCAAAGAGAUAAGAGAGAAAAACUUAAUAUGAAGGCUAUGGCAACAAACCCGAGACCCCCAAAUUAAAAGACUUCUAAACUCAAAAGUCAAAUUCAUAAGAAGCAUCCUGGUAACUCACAAAACCGACCAAUGGGACACAUUCAUGGACUCACUGAACACAAAAAAUGGUUCCAUUUAUAAACUAAAUAAGCGCCUGCUAAACAAACAACCAGCAACACACCCACUCAUCGGUCCUCGCGGACUUGUCUACUCAGCCAACGAGAAAUCGGAACUGAUAGCUGACUCGCUCGAAAAGCAAUUUACGCUAAACACAGGACCAGAAAUCGAAGAAAUAACUAAAGUAGCAAACGAAAUUCUAAACACAACCAUUACAUGUCCAAACCUCUUCACAUCGCCUGGAACAGUACAAAAGAUAAUCAGUAGGCUCCCAAGGAAAAAAGCACCAAAUUAGGACCAAAUUAACAACACUGCACUCAGAUUUCUCCCAUUAAACAAAAUUUUAACACUCACGCGAAUAAUUAACAGUUGUCUAAGGAUAAGCUAUUUUACAACAAAAUGGAAAAAUGCUAUCAUCAUCUCGAUCUCCAAACUCGGAAAAGACCAUAAAAAGCUCAGAGAACUACAGACCGAUUGCACUUCUAUCAUCAAUAUCUAAAGUAUUCGAAAAAGUAAUCCUAGAAAAACUCCGAAGUGAAUGUGCCGGGAAAAUCAGAAAUGAACAAUUUGCUUUCCGCCAGGGACACUCGACUGCAAAUCAACUAAUCAAACUGAUGGACGACCUCAGUACAAAUACAAAUAAGAAAGAACAAACAGCAGCAAUCUUCCUAGAUGUGGAAAAGGCAUUUGAACGCAUAUGGCCCGCAGGGUUGAUAUUCAAAAUGUCAAAAUUGCAAAUACCGAUAGGACUUAUAAAGUUAAUCGAAUCGUUCCUAACAAAAAGAACUUUCUCAGCAAAAAUCGAGGACAAAACAUCAACCACCAGGGAGAUUGAAGCCGGCGUACCACAGAGCUCCUGCCUGUCACCAACCCUUUUCAUUCUAUACACGAAUGACAUACCCCUCACAGACAAAGGACAAAUUUCUCUCUUCACAGAUGACACAAUGUUUCAUACAAAAAACAAAAACGCAAAACGUACAGCCAUCCAGCUACAGAAACAAACAGAUUUAGCUACAGAGUGGUUCAGUAAAUGGCGUUUAAAAAUAAAUCCUUCGAAAACUACUGCGGUUAUCUUUAGCCGAACCAAACUAUCAAGGAUACCGAAAAUAAAUAUCGAUGGGAUAGCAAUUGGAUGGUCAAGCAAAACGAAAUACUUAGGCAUCACCAUCAGGCGCGGGCCAAGAGGUCCUAGUAUGCGGGACCACAUCUCAAACAUAAAACAGCGUGCCACGCAAACAAGAGGUAUGCUAUAUCCCGUAAUCAACAAAAGUAGCCAUAUACCAUUAAAUACCCACCUAACAAUUUAAAAAAUGUAUAUUAUACCCAUUAUCACUUACGCCUGCGCAGCAUGGGCUCCUUUCGUCACCAGAUCCCAAUGGAGACAACUCGAGGCAAUCCAGACAGUAGCCAUACGGAUGGUAACAGGCAUGCCACAAUACCUUAGAAACAACGUUCUACUCAAACAAACCAAUUCAAUCACAAUCGAACAAACCAUCCAACAACAAAUUUUUACACCAAUCAACAAUCCAUAUUCAAACACAUUCAAACUUUAGGCCGUUCUAAAACAGACCAAUUAUAUCAAAAGCCCCCAGACCCUUCUCAUGGGCAUAUGAAGAUCAACCCAUAUUAAAUCACUAACUCCUUCAAAUACUUCCCUCUACUAGAAUAGGCCCCGAGCCUGGUAUAGUUAAUAGGCCAAAGGCCGCCACAACAAAGCAAAGCAGACCGACACAUUCUUCAAUCAACAUUUCUUCACAUCUUCAACAACCACGGAACGAAGAAAAGAAGAACCGAAGACACGAACACCAGACACCAACCAGCACGAGACUCAAAUCAAGAACACAGACGAAGCCAUCAGUACCGUGACGACGACAUCCAGCGUACGAGACGGCUUCUGGCGAUUCAACUUACCGCUCCGAAUACAACUGUCAACAAGCGGCGAAGACACUCGUGAUACGAGGCGGCGAAAUUACGGCGAAUCCAUAUUACAACACGGACGACGUAACCACACCAGCGCCAAGACGCGACAAUCGACGAGCAAAUACCAUCAACAGCGUUGCUAGAACGCACCAACGGUCGAUCUACCAUUGCGGCCAGCUAAAACGGUUCUUUUCAGAACCUGCAAUACUUGACGUCCCACCCUCAGUGUGCCUGCUAAGGCGCCACUGCGAGAUAGGACCGCAUCGGACACGAAUUACUAGAGCCCGUGAACGAGUGGUUCUAGCUCGCCUUUUUUAAUUGUAUAAUUAUUCAUGCCGAAUUAAAUAACAUCCAAUAUUUGUAUUUUGGUCGCACCUCUACAGGUCCGAAACCGCCCGUCGCGGCCCGAUUCUACAAGCCAGCCGCACGGUUCGGGAUAACUUUCGCCUUAUACGUAAUAUACCCAUAUUGUAUAUAAAAUCGCACAAUAAAAACACAAGAUUGUACCUAAGACAAAAUAAGCGUACAGUCAUUUAAGAUCACGGAACGUCGGGAAUCGACGGACCGUAUCAAUACUAACAUUAAUAUACAUAUAUACCAUAAAGAUGAACAAAACAUAACACACAAUUGGAAAUCAAAAGAACACGCAAACAUAAUAAAUAACAUUCAUACAUUUUUAAUGAUAAUAAUAAUAAUAAUAAUAAUAAUAAUGAAACAAAAAUAAAAGACAUGGUACAACCUAAAAAUCAAAAUCAAGCCAAUAAUAUAUUUCCUAUAUUCAAACUAAGAGAAAGCGUCCUCAACAAUGGGAAUUGUGGAUUGAAUACCGUUACAACAAAAAUGUCAAAUAAAAUUCCCAACAAUAUAGUUCACAUACAAGAAAUACCGACACUCAAUUCAUUGAUACACGAUAUAAAAAUUAAAGAAACGAAAAACUAUGAUAAAAACACAAAAAUUGAAAUAAAUAAAGUAAAAAUCACUUCGAUCGAAAAUCAUACAAAGAGAAAUAAAGAAUUAACAAAAUACCCCAACACACCAAUUUAUAUACAAAAAAACACUCCUUGAUGGAACUACAAAAAAACCUUCAUCCUUAAAAAUACAAAAAUCAUCAAGCUCUAUGAAUCACAAAUCACACAACAAUUGUCAAAUAAACCAAUAAACAAUAAAAAUACUCACUCUGACAAGUAUCCAAGCUAUAUAUUAUAAAAACAAAAAAAAAUAUUAAUACCAACUCUUAUAGGAGACUCAAAAAAAGACCCCCCAAAUAAAUGUUUUGCUUUAUUAAGAUAACUAAUAAAAAAAAACGACGAACUAUUAGACUACCUUUUUUUUUUUUUUUUUAUUGUGGUAUCGAGGACUGGAGGAGGAACUAUGGUGCCAGUACUUCUCCUCCAGCCCCCAUCGUUUAUUGUCAAAACAAACACACGACAAUUAACAGCGGCGGGACAAUCCCCCACCCGCUGUUAUUAGAAACAAAAUUGAGUUAUAUUACAAACGGUACAGAUCGGGUCUUAACUAUAGUAAAUUCCGCCGGUUUGUAGCCUGUCGCACUCGUUCCUCUUCUUCUUUGAUUGAGAGGAUGUUUUCCACCAUGCCGUAGAACAGCCUGAACCGCUCUUCGGCCUCUCUCAGGAUCGCAUCCUUCCCUUGGGCGUCCGCCGGCAGGAGCUCGAACGCCGGUCCACAAAUGAUGUCCGGAACGUCAUCGGUGCUCGGUCGGUGGCCAAUCCUGGCUCUCAGGGCUUCACGAAGGCCGUCCCAGAAGGGGUAAUCAAACAGGGUGUGUUCAACAGUGUCUGAUUCGCCCGAGCACUGCCAGCAGCGAGUGCUAGCAGCCCUGUUCAUACGAUGGAGGUACCAUUCGAAGCAGCCGUGGCCCGUGAUUGCCUGAGUCAUGUGGUACGUCAGUGGCACCCACGGGACAGUCCUACCUAGCCAUCUAGCCAGGUCAGGGAUGACUCGGCGCGUCCAGGCUGCCUUCGGGGUAGCGUGCCAUCUUGCCUGCCAGGCGACGAUCGUAAUUUAUCUUGCCUCACGUUUCACGGCCGCCUUGGAAGGCCGUUGUUCACCGGGCUCCAUUGGGGCGCGCAGACGGGAUCCGAUGUACUGCCUCUCCAGUCCAAGCAGAUCAAUGGGCGAAGGCGGCCUCGUCCGACACGGUGCGGUAGGACCGAAUUACCCUCAAGGCGGCGGUCCUCUGCGGACGGAUCAAGAUCGCCCUAGUUCUGGUGACUUCUGUAACGGAAGGGAUCCAGACGGGAGCAGCAUACAGCAACUGACUUUCCACAACGGACGCGAGCAGCCUCCUCUUCCACUGAGCCGAUCCACCCAUGUUGGGCAUGAGCCUGGAUAACGCAGCAGCUGUAUGGGCCGCCUUCGCAGCGACAGUGCUCGCGUGUGCAGCAAAGGUUAGACGCUUGUCCAGGAUCACACCGGAGGUACCUGAUCUCAUUCCGCAGUGGGAUCGGGUGGCCGCCGAACGUCAAGCGUGGUGGGACAAACGCCCGCCUCCGGAAAAGCACCACCGCCUCGCUCUUCUGAUGAGCCAGCUCUAGGCCCCUGCUCCGCAUCCAGACAUCUCUAGCCGCCAGAGUGGGAUUGAUUGCAUCUUCGAGCUGCUGUCCGGUCACGGCCGUGCCCACAACCGCGAGAUCGUCCGCAAAACCGACUAGCUGUACCCCGGGCGGCGUUUCCAUCUUCAGGAGGGAGUCGUAAGCGACGUUCCACAAGGUGGGGCCAAGGACGGAACCCUGCGGCACUCCGCAGGUCACCGGUCUCUCUGCCAAUUCCUCGCCAGUCAGAAGUGUUCGGUCAGCCAGCCAGGACCGGAGCAUCUCUACCAAGUACUCCGGGGUGUUAAUACCCCUCAGAGCUGCGUCGAUGACCGGCCACCCCAGAGAAUUGGAGGCGUUCCUGACAUCCAGCGUCACCAGAACGCAGAGGCUCUUCAAUCUCGGGGUGGUGGCCGCCAGAGCAGCGAUGCUGAGAACGGUGCCGAUUGCUAACUCAGUGCUAACUCCCCUCCUGAAGCCGAACUGGUUCGGGGCUCUUCUCCGCCCCCCGUGAGCGUCCAGGUGAUCUUCAAGCCUCUGGAGAAGGAGCCUCUCGAGCAGCUUCCCAGGGGCGUCCAGCAUGCAGAUCGGCCUGUAGCUCGACGGAGCGUCCGGAGGUUUGUCCGGACCCUUACGAAGUAGCACUAGGCGUGCCCUCUUCCAACGUGGUGGGAACGUCGACGCGUUGAGGCAAUCAUUGAAGACGCGGAGGACUGCGCAGGGCUGGGCGAGCGCGACAGCCCUGAGGAUCUCGUUGGGGAUCCCCGAAGGACCGGCCGCCUUGCCCGGUGCGAGUCUCUUUACUGCUCUGCUGAGUUCUUCCGGCCUGAAUUCUGGAAUGACCCUGGUGAACUCGAGCGUGUUCCGGACCGGGUCGAAUGCCUGAAAGAUGUUGUGCACCGCUGGGGACGGGGCCAAUCUCCAAUCCGUGACGGGGGCCGCCGGGAACAGAGCGUCGGCGAUGACGGCUUCCCUGCCCUUGGAGCUCGCGGCCGGGUUCUGGCCGCCGAGCUUCUUCAUCACUAGCUUGUAGGGUCUGCCCCAGGGGUCUGUGUCAACCUGGGCACACAAGUCGGCCCAGCCCUUGUUUUUCGCCUCCCGGAUGGCUAUGCGUAGCUCCCUCUUGGCGGCGAUGUAGGAAAACCUAGCUUCUUGAACUCCAGGCUGGUUGACGCGUCUGACGCAGGCUUGGUAUCGCCUACGGAGGGCAAGGGACUGGCGCCGCAGAUCGGAGAUCUUCUCCGACCACCAGAACACCAGCCGUCUGCCCUGAGGGCCUUUUCUUUUCCUGGGCAUGGAAGCUUCGCAGGCGCCGAACAGGAACGCGUCAAAUGAUUCAGCCGAAGACAGCGCAGUCUCAGCACAGGCGGCACUGACGGUGGCUCCUAGGUGCGUGAUGCUCAGAUGACGGCACAGGGCGUCUGGGUCGAGCUUCUUGGUUGACCAGCCGGAGGAGACGUUAGCGGGUACAUCGGCGACCGGGGCCUGGGCUGGGUCAGCCGUGUUGAAGCAGACGUAGUUGUGGUCGCUCAAUGUCUCUAGGUCGGGUACCUGCCAGUCUGUGAGGUCCACGCCUCGAUAGAACGUGAGAUCUAUAAUUGAUGUGGCCGCCCCUCUCACGAAGGUAGGGGAGGUGCCCGAGUUGGCCAAGAUCAGCCCCAGACUUAUGGCGAGAUCAGACAGCGGUGCGCCCCUGGGGUUGUUGGUUCUCGAACCCCACUCCACGUUCCAGGCGUUGAAGUCGCCGGCCAGAACGAUCGAUGAGUCCCCUCUAGCGCGGAUCGCCGCCUCAAGGUCACCCAGAAACAGUCGAUACUCCGGCAGCGAGGCCCCGGGCCUGCAAUAACAGCUGAAGACGGUCAGUCCCUGGAAUGAUAGCCAGGCGAACCCACUGCCGAAGCCCCGACCAUCGUGACUGAGCUCUGAGCGCAGUGAUGUUCCCAUAGCAGCCUUGCGAUCCGUGCUGAAACACCACCGGUCCUCGUGGCCGUAGGGGGUGGCCGGCUCAGAUACGAUAAGGAUGUCAGCCCCGAUCUCUUCCGCCGUCUGUGCCAUAAGCUGCUCUGCUGCCCAAUUCGCAUUCAGAUUUAUCUGCAGGAAUUUAAUCAUCUGUACUCUUGGCUGCUCCCGACUUUCUUCUAGCGGCGCACGCCCCGGAGCCUGGUUUGUGCGAGACCUUCGGCAGACCAGCGGUUUCGCAGGCCACGCAACGGUCGUCACCCUCGGCGCAGUCCUUCAUUAAGUGUCCUGCCACUCCGCACUUCCAACAGGCACCCGUCCUGUCCUCCGCGGUGCAGGAUCUGGAGUUGUGGCCGAAGGCCUGACACCUGAAACACCUCUCCGGUAGCAGCGUUCUCGGCCGGACGCGGCACAUGGUCCACCCGAUCGGGACCCUGGCGAUGCUGGCGGCAAUGCUCCUGGGCAUUUUCGCCGUCGCAAUCUGCUGUCCGGAUCGGGUGCCCCAUAUCCUGACGUCGCUGACUACGUCCCUGUCGAUCUGGCUGCCAGAUCGUCCUGACCGGGAAUCGCGUCGCGAAGCGCCUCCAGGACCUCCGAGGCGGUGGCGGUUGCGUCGAUGUCCAGCACUUCGACUUCCACCUGGACCCCAAGCUGGACCACCUUCCCAACGGAGUCGCCAAGCUUGCUUGACAUGGCUGAAGCAAUAGUCUUGGCUGCUUUCAUUGAGCUGCUUCCUUUGGGUAGCUCCAGGAGGAGACAUCCGUCCCGUGUCUGAGACAUCCGUCCCGGGUCUGAACUAUUAGACUACCUAUAUAAAUUACUAUAAGAACUAUUAUAUAACUAAUUUAUAAGAAUAUUACAGAAUAACAUUAACAAAUACAAAUAACCUACUUUAAGAUAUUAACCUAAGUACUAAAAUAAGUAUAAAAUUAUUAACUUAAUAUAAGUUAGCAUAAGUCAUAAAAAAAAAAAAAUGUUAAAGCAAGUAAAUACAAAGAAUGUGUAAACAUUUUUUUUCUAACCUAAUUUAAGUCAGCAUAAGCAUGAAAACAAAUGUAAAAAAAAAAUGAAAAAAAAAAUGUAAAAUGAUUAAUCUAAGUUAAGUUAGCAUAAGGUAUAACAAAAUGUUAAAGCAAGAAACUACAAAUAAUGUGUAAAAUUUUGUCUAACCUAAUUUAAGUACGCGUAAGCAAUAAAUAAAUGUAAAAAAAAAUAAUAAAAAAAUGUAGAAUGAUUAGUCUAAUUUAAGUUAGCAUAAGAUAUAAAAAAAUGUUAAAGCAAGUAAAUAGGUACAAAGAAUGUGUACAAUUUUGUCUAAUCUAAUAUAAGUCAGAAAAAAGCAUGAAAAUGAUUGUAAAAAAUAUAAAGAAAUGAAAAAAAAAAGAAUGUAUAACAAUUAACCUAAUUUAAGCUAGUUUAAGUAAGAAAAUAAAUGUUAAGGCUAGGAAAUACAAAAAAUGUAAAAAAAACCUCAUUUAACUUCUAAGAUAUCAUAAUUUUUUUUUGUUUUUAAGUACAUUGUAAGCGAAUUGACUAUAAAAUGUGUAUAAUUAGAUAAGCACACCAAAAAUGUCAUUGAUUAAAAGUUAGAACCAUGUAAAAGAAAAAUUAGUAUUUAGAAAAAAAAAAUAUAGAAUAAGAACAAAAUAUGUAAAAUAUUCAUGAUAUGUCAACAUAACAAUAAAUAGUAGACAAAUAUUAAAUUAAAAAAAAAAAUUGUAUAGCUAUCAAUACAACACCAGAUAGGGAACUUAAAAUAUAAAAUAUAUAAGAUCAUUAACAAUAAAAGAAACACAACAAUGAAA
Molecule: messenger RNA, 13897 nt
Organism: Acyrthosiphon pisum (pea aphid)
Lineage: Eukaryota; Metazoa; Arthropoda; Insecta; Hemiptera; Aphididae
Exons: 2
Coding region: 533-2995 (820 amino acids)
Molecular function (GO): protein binding
Source: RefSeq, a predicted model, not a curated record